Molecule: messenger RNA, 3018 nt
Organism: Lodderomyces oxycetoniae
Lineage: Eukaryota; Fungi; Ascomycota; Pichiomycetes; Serinales; Debaryomycetaceae
Product: phosphatidylinositol-3,5-bisphosphate 5-phosphatase
Exons: 1
Coding region: 1-3018 (1005 amino acids)
Biological process (GO): phosphatidylinositol dephosphorylation
Cellular component (GO): intracellular membrane-bounded organelle
Molecular function (GO): phosphatidylinositol-3,5-bisphosphate 5-phosphatase activity
Source: RefSeq, a predicted model, not a curated record
AUGGAAGUGAAUGAGGGAGGAUUCCCCCUUUUGAGUCGGUCCAAUGGUAGAGGCAAGGCGCGUCCUGGUCGUAUACGGCCUGGUGAAGACGAAGAGCUAAUAGGUGGUGGUAGGAACGGGAACUUUGACGAUAUGCGAGUUUAUAAACGAGUUUUACUUCAACGGUUUACUGUUUACAAUUCCAUGACAACGAUGUAUAUUGUUGGUAGCAAUGCCAAGGAGUCGUUGUAUAGGAUAAUGGAGAUUGGGAAAGACUCCCACGAUGAAACUAUCUUGUCAAUUGUUGAGGAUAAGAACUAUUUUUACACGCGAAAGGAUAUGAUUGAGUUGUUGAAUGGGUUGAACGAUUCCAUUGACGGAGGAAUCCACAAGUUGACGCACGGAUAUGGGCUCUUGGGGUUGAUUCGGUUUACCAAAGGGUACUAUUUGAGCUUGAUUACGAAAUGUUCCCAAGUUGCUGUAUUGGGUGGUCAUUUCAUCUACCAUAUCGAUGAAACAAAAUUGAUCCCCUUGGGCAAUAAUUACAAAAGACCGGAAAAGUAUAGCGAUGAAGAGAAACUAUUAUCAAUUUUCAAGUACAUGGACUUGGGAAAGACUUUUUAUUUCAGUUACAACUAUGAUAUCACCAAUUCAUUGCAGACCAACUUUAUGAGACACAAAUUAAAGAAUCAAGCUGAAAAGAACAAAUUGUUUCAUAAUGAGUUGUAUGAGAGUUUUGACCAUAAUCACCGGUUUGUUUGGAAUAAUCUUUUACUAAAGCCAAUCUUGGAAAAUGACGAUGUUGCCACAUACGAAUGGUUUCAGCCAAUAAUUCACGGAUUUAUAGACCAAGCGAAUAUCAGUUUAUAUGGAAAGAAGUUUUACAUAACCAUAAUUGCGCGAAGGUCACAUCAUUUCGCUGGGGCCAGGUUCUUGAAAAGAGGAAUCAAUAAUAUGGGUAAUGUGGCUAAUGAGAUUGAAACUGAGCAAAUUGUAAGUGAUAUGCUCAUUUCUAGUUUUCAUGACCCCAAUUUUGGAAUGUACAAUAAUCCAAGAUACACUAGUUUUGUCCAGCAUCGAGGGUCAAUUCCAUUAUUUUGGACCCAGGAUAUGAACAAAUUACCAAAACCGCCAAUUAAAAUUAAUUUGCCUGAUCCAUAUUAUCAAAGUUCAGCACUACAUUUUGAUAAUCUAUUUUAUAGAUAUGGUUCGCCAAUAAUCAUUUUGAACUUGAUAAAGCAAAAGGAAAAACAACCACGAGAGCUGAAGCUCCAUUUUCAAUAUAUCAAUUGCAUAAAGUAUCUUGACCAGUUUCUACCAGAAAAUGAUAAACUUCAGUAUUAUGCAUUUGACAUGUCUAAACAUUCGAAAAAGAACCUUGAUGUGAUUACUCCCUUGCAGAAUAUCGCACAUUCUGCAAUUGACCAAAUUGGUAUUUUCCAUAAUGGUACUAAACUAUCCAACACUGAGUUGCAACAUGGCGUGAUUCGAACUAAUUGUAUCGAUUGUUUGGACCGGACUAAUGCUGCACAAUUCAUCAUUUGCAAAGAAGCGUUAACAAAACAAUUGCAAAGUUUGCAUAUAAUAUCUAGCGACAAGACCCUAGAUUAUGAUUCCGAUUUGAUAAAUAUUUUAACUGAGAUAUUCCAUGAUCAUGGUGAUACUAUUGCCAUACAGUAUGGUGGUUCUAAUCUUGUGAAUACGAUGGAUUCGUAUCGACGUAUCAAUCAAUGGUCUUCUCAUACAAGAGACAUGUUGAAUAGUAUCAAACGGAUUUAUUCCAAUUCAUUUAUGGACACGAUUCGUCAAGAAGCGAUUAAUUUGUUUUUGGGCAACUAUGUUUACUCUAAGGAUAAGCCUAAACUAUGGGAGUUGGCUAAUGAUUUUGCAUUGCAUAAUGAUUUAUCGAUUGAUUAUAACUUGAGAGAUAAAAAGAGUUAUGUUCUUUGGUUCAAUGAGAAAAACUUGGAUCCUAAUAGGUUUCAAAUAGAGAAGAAGAAGAAGAAGGAAGAUGAGAAGGAGGAGGAGGAGGAGGAGGAGGAGGAAGAAGAGGAGGAAGAAGAGGAUGAGGAGGAGGGUGAUGCGGAUGAAGAAGACGCAGAGGCAGAAGAGGAUGCAGAAGAAAACAAUUUCAAGCACCAUGCAUCUAUUGUUGACAUUCCAGAUAUGAAUGAUAAAUGGUUUAACGAAUGCUAUAUUCCUCGUAAAUACCAGUCAUUUUCAGAUUUAUUUCAGUUCAAUAUGAACUCUAAUUCAAGGUAUUUUCCACUGGGAGUUCAACAGCCAAACGGCGGAGAUAGUCCUGUACGAUUUGAUUAUAGUCCCUUUGAAAGUAGGAAAUUUAAGUCUAAUAAUAGGAAAAUUGGAGAGGAUGAAUUGACGUACCUUGAUCAUGAAGAUGGAGGAGGAGGAGGAGGAGGAGGAGGAGGAGGAAAAAGAGGAAAAAGAGAAGGGGGAGGGGGAGAAGAAGAUGAAGGAGCAGAUGAAGAAGAAGCAGAUGAAGAAGAAGCAGAUGAAUCAUUUACUAAACUCAAUUCCAAUAAGAUUAAAACAUUUCUUGCAUUAAAGAUUAUCCUGAAGCAUAAACAUAAGCGAUUGAAGAAACUUGAAGAGGAGGGGGAAGAGGAAGAAGAAGAAAAAGAGGAAAGAAAGGCAAAACAGAAUACCAGGAAUGAUCUAAUGGGAAAAGACGGCAAAGAGGAAUAUACAUGCAGAGCACCUCUUGUUAAUGAAGAUGAUAUGAAGUUAUACUAUUCACAAUUUAAUUAUAAAAAGAUUCUCGAGCAACAAAAGGCGAUAUUUGUGUAUAAUUCGUUAUCCACACCGCAAUAUACCACUGCUCGAUUAAAGCCCAGUUUGAAAGAUUUGGACCUUUAUAAAUUUUUCACUAGGGAUGUCUUGAUAAGAAUAUCCAAUGCUCAUAAUGGGAAUUAUCUUGAUACGAAUUUGAUCCCCAUGAAAGAUUUUAGAUUAUAUUCGAAUUACUGUGAUGAAAAUAGGGAUGAGUUUGCAUUAUCUGCUGAUUAUAAUUAUAUUUAG